Molecule: messenger RNA, 1570 nt
Organism: Setaria italica (foxtail millet)
Lineage: Eukaryota; Viridiplantae; Streptophyta; Magnoliopsida; Poales; Poaceae
Product: mitochondrial phosphate carrier protein 3, mitochondrial
Exons: 6
Coding region: 130-1227 (365 amino acids)
Biological process (GO): mitochondrial phosphate ion transmembrane transport
Cellular component (GO): mitochondrial inner membrane
Molecular function (GO): phosphate transmembrane transporter activity
Source: RefSeq, a predicted model, not a curated record
ACUCCGCCGCCGCUCCCUCUCCCAUUCCCCUUCGCCAAACCCACGCGACCGGGAGAGCGCAGCGCAGAGAGCACCGCCACCGCCGAGAGGAUUGGCCCAGCCGAGCAAACCCUCCAAAUCUCGGCGGCAAUGGCGCUCUCCGACCGCUCCCGCGAGUCGCUCCUCCCGAGCUUCCUCUACGCCCCGUCGGCGGCGCGGUCCUUCGCCGGCGCCUCCCGCUUUCCCUCCUCGCCCGCCGCGGCCCCGGGAAGCGGUGGUGCCCCGUCGUUCCCGAUCCAGGCGCCCAAGGAGAAGAUCGAGAUGUACUCGCCGGCGUUCUACGCCGCCUGCACGGCCGGAGGCAUCGCCAGCUGCGGGCUCACCCACAUGGCCGUCACGCCGCUCGACCUCGUCAAGUGCAACAUGCAGAUCAAUCCAGCGAAAUACAAGAGCAUCACAUCUGGGUUUGGAGUUCUAGCCCAGGAGCAAGGAGUGAGGGGCUUCUUCAGGGGAUGGGUGCCCACCCUGCUUGGUUACAGUGCUCAGGGAGCUUGCAAGUUUGGAUUCUAUGAGUUCUUCAAGAAGUACUACUCAGAUAUUGCAGGGCCUGAGUAUGCUCAGAAAUACAAGACCUUGAUAUACCUUGCUGGAUCGGCUUCUGCUGAGGUGAUUGCUGAUGUGGCUCUCUGCCCCUUCGAAGCUGUGAAGGUCCGUGUGCAGACACAGCCUGGUUUCGCUCGUGGGCUCAGUGAUGGGCUUCCUAAGUUCAUUAGAUCUGAGGGUGCCCUGGGGCUUUACAAGGGAAUUGUCCCUCUCUGGGGUCGUCAGAUUCCUUAUACAAUGAUGAAGUUUGCGUCAUUUGAGACCAUUGUUGAACUUAUCUACAAGCAUGCUGUUCCUGUUCCGAAGUCAGAGUGUAGCAAAUCUUUCCAGUUGGGUAUCAGCUUUGCUGGUGGCUAUGUUGCUGGUGUCUUCUGCGCCAUUGUUUCUCACCCGGCAGAUAACUUGGUCUCUUUCCUGAACAAUGCUAAGGGUGCUACAGUGGGUGAUGCUGUUAAGAAGCUUGGCCUCUGGGGUCUCUUCACUCGUGGUCUACCCCUUCGUAUUGUCAUGAUCGGUACUCUUACUGGAGCUCAGUGGGGAAUUUAUGAUGCAUUCAAAGUCAUGGUUGGAUUGCCUACUACUGGUGGUGUUACGCCUGCACCAGCCCCUACCACAGAGGAGGCUGCGUUGAAGGCCAGUGCCUGAUCCUUCAUAUUAAGACAACUAGAAUGCAUUGAUCAUUCUUUACCGAUGACAAAUUUUCCAAUUACAUGAGUUCAACCUUGUGUUCUAAAUUUUUGAGAGGAUGGCUGUCAUCCUUCAGACGAGAGGAACUCGCUAAACUGGUGAUCAUAGUUUUUUGCCCAAGUGUAACCCUAGUGCUUGAUGAUAUAUAAUAAGUUUUAGGUUCGCAUCACUGUUAGGAGCCCAGGUUUUGCUAUCACCUGUGCCAUGGUUUAUUCUCAUUACAGUACCUUUCAUAUGCUGCUGAUUUUGUGGUAUCACUGGUCAUCCAUGUGAAUGAGUUGAUGACAACCGUUCAAGCUCC